UCUCUCUCUCUGCCUUUGAUCUGCUCUCUGAACGUCCUGGAGCUGCUGCUGCUGCUCAACACAAACCCAGAGCAGCAGCAGCAGCAGCAGGCUGACAUGGUGAGAGGACCGGUGCGGGAAACACACCACCACACCUCUCACCGGGCUGCUGGCGACUAAUAACCACCGAGACUCUGAUCUACACGCUCCCUUUAUAGCAGCCGCAGGCAACAAGUGGUUCAUCAAAAUGGUCCGGAUCCUUCAGCACACCUUCUCACUUCUACUCACUGUGCACGUCAUAUAUUCAACUCUGAUUCCUGUGGGGGCCGAGGAGGAGAGCAGGGAAUGCAGAGAACAGGAGUACAAGGACCGGUUUGGGAACUGUAAACCCUGCAAGCAGUGUGAUGCAGGACAGGAGCUAUCAAAGGAAUGUGGCUUUGGUUAUGGAGAGGAUGCCCGGUGCGUGCCCUGCCGGAGCAGUCGCUUCAAGGAGGACCGGAGCCUGCAGAAGUGCAAGCCCUGCCUGGACUGUGGACUCAUCAACCGCUUCCAGAAGGGCAACUGUUCCACCACCAGCAACGCUGUGUGUGGAGACUGUCUGCCGGGAUAUUACAGGAAGACAAAAUUAAGUGGUUUCCAGGACAUGGAGUGUAUACCGUGUGGAGACCCUCCGCCUCCAUACGAGCCUCACUGCAGCGGGCGUGUGAACCUGGUGCCGCUGCCCUCGGUGGUGACCAGCCCGCGGGACAUGGCCCUGGCCGCAGUCAUCUGCAGCGCUCUGGCCACCGUGCUGCUGGCCCUACUGGUCCUGUGUGUUAUCUACUGCAAGAGACAGCUGCUGGAGAAGAAGCCCAGCGCGGCCUCUCUGAGGUCCCAGGAUUGUCCCUACAGUGGAGCAGAGCUGUCCUGCUUGGACCCACGUUGGCUCCAUGACUUUCCCCAGAGACCCUGCUGCCAGUGUCACCUGGGCCCCGGACAAACCUGUGGUCCAGUCCACCUGAUCCCAUCUCUGUGCUGUGAUGAGAGCUGCAGUCUGGGCCGCAGCCUGGACAACAGUCCCUUCCAGUCCCAGACAAGCCUCAGUGACGGAAAUACACAUCAGGAUGAAGAGAGCACCCCGGUUCACGUAGGAGGACAUCCUGAGUCGGUCUGCAAAGAGGCUGGAGGGGUGAGAGGGAGUUUAGAGCCUCAGUGCAACGCUGAACCUGCAGGGAGACUGGAAGUGGAAGAAGAUGAUGGGGAUGGGGAUGAAGAGGAAGGGUGCAGGUCAAGGGAGAAUCCACCGGAGAGGACCAGACAGAGCUACAGUGAAGCUGUGACAGAUGCACUUCUUCCCAGACUGCACUCAUCAAGUCAGGAAGGAUGACAUGGAUCUAUUUUGCUCAUGUUCCACCCUUGAACCACCCUGGACUCAACAGCCACAGCCAGUUUCCGGAUCAGAUUACUCACUAGUCCACCCUGUACAGACAAGCAGCAGCCAAGUGUGGUCGCACCGCCUCUUUGAAAUGCCUGCCGCUGACCUCAGAGCCCCUCGUCAAAGGGUUCAAACAGAAUAUGUACAUACAUGCAAACAAAAGCACUGCUGAGGAAAAGCAAAGCACGAGGGCAAAAGGAUAGAGAUACACACGCAGAAUGUGAACUUGCUGGUUCAGGAGGUGCAAUCGAAUGAAGUUCAAACAUCGAGGAGGAUUGACUUAUUACCGUGGAGCAAAGUGAGCCUCUGCUCGGCCUCGAGAAUGUCUUGCAUAUUCAUGUGUAGGAGAACAAACUGUACCACUGACAUAGUAGCUGGUGUUAUGAAGCUUUUGUGUGUAAAGGUAACACGUUUGAGUUGUGAAGAAAAUUGUCAAAAGUGAUUAUGUUGCACAUUGAAGACAAUCUUGAUAAUAUGGAACAAGUUAUGUUUAAGUGAUAAAUGUGUUGUAGAUAUUGUAAAAUAUUAAAUAGGUCAAUAUUUUUGUAACAUAGACAUGAAAAUAUGAUUGCUUUACUUCUCCCAGUUAUAGUGUUGAUGGUUGUGAUUGGUCACUUCCACAUAUUGUUUUAGUAAAUAAACCACUUGAACAAGUUUACAUACCAACAAA
Molecule: messenger RNA, 2063 nt
Organism: Sebastes umbrosus (honeycomb rockfish)
Lineage: Eukaryota; Metazoa; Chordata; Actinopteri; Perciformes; Sebastidae
Gene: tnfrsf19
Product: tumor necrosis factor receptor superfamily, member 19
Exons: 10
Coding region: 227-1345 (372 amino acids)
Biological process (GO): positive regulation of canonical NF-kappaB signal transduction; positive regulation of JNK cascade
Cellular component (GO): plasma membrane
Molecular function (GO): signaling receptor activity; protein binding
Source: RefSeq, a predicted model, not a curated record